This is a messenger RNA of Hevea brasiliensis (rubber tree), 1972 nucleotides long. Its product is annotated as beta-fructofuranosidase, insoluble isoenzyme CWINV1-like. Gene Ontology annotation, molecular function: hydrolase activity, hydrolyzing O-glycosyl compounds. Bases 31 to 1767 code for a protein of 578 amino acids. The record is from RefSeq and is a predicted model, not a curated record. Gene Ontology annotation, biological process: carbohydrate metabolic process. NCBI's taxonomy places the organism in Eukaryota, Viridiplantae, Streptophyta, Magnoliopsida, Malpighiales, Euphorbiaceae. The transcript has 7 exons.
CAGUACUAACCAUAUUCAAACAGAGGAGCCAUGGCAAUCUUUUUUAUGAGGCUCUUCUUCUACUUCUUUGUUCUCCACUUUGGCCAUGGGGUUUUUGAGCUUGAAGCUUCCCAUCAUGUUUACCAUACGUUUCAAAAUCUUGAAGAAUCUGCAGUUUCUGCAACAAGUCAACCUUACAGAACCGGUUAUCACUUUCAACCUCCCAAGAACUGGAUGAAUGAUCCAAAUGGGCCAAUGAUUUACAAGGGAAUUUACCACCUGUUCUACCAAUACAAUCCUAAAGGAGCUGUGAAGGGCAAGGGCAGCAUCGUAUGGGCCCACUCAACUUCAAGAGAUCUUGUUAAUUGGACCCCACAAAAGGUUGCCAUCUAUCCAUCUCAACCAUCAGAUAUUGAUGGCACCUGGUCUGGUUCAGCCACAAUCCUCCAAGAUGGUACACCUGCUCUUCUUUACACGGGAAUUAACCCACUACACCAACAAGUUCAAAACUUGGCCUUGCCCAAAAACUCAUCUGAUCCAUACCUGUUAGAAUGGGUGAAAUCACCCAAAAAUGCUGUUAUGGCACCCGCCCCUGAGAACCAAAUUAAUGCUAGCUCAUUCAGAGACCCAACCACUGCCUGGCUUGGUGUUGAUGGAAGAUGGAGGGUGAUCAUUGGAAGCAAAAUUAACCGCAAGGGAUUAGCAUAUCUUUACAGAAGUAAAGAUUUUGUUCAUUGGAUUAAAGCCAAACGCCCAUUGCAUUCUGCCAAGAACACUGGAAUGUGGGAAUGUGUGGAUUUUUUUCCAGUGUCAGUUAAUAGCCCAGUUGGGUUUGAUACAUCAACAUUGGGACCAACUGUUAAGCAUGUGCUUAAGGCGAGUUUAGAUGAUACUAAACAUGAUUACUACACAAUAGGAGAAUAUGAUCAUGCGAAAGAUAUUUAUAUUCCGGAUGAAGGAUCACUGGAUGGUGAUUCUGGCUUAAGAUAUGAUUAUGGGAAAUUUUAUGCCUCAAAAACUUUCUUCGACAGUGCUAAGAACAGAAGGCUCUUGUGGGCUUGGCUAAAUGAAUCUUCUAGUGUUAGUGAUGAUAUCAAGAAGGGUUGGGCUGGAAUUCAGGCAAUUCCAAGAGCUGUCUGGCUUGACAAAUCAGGAAAGCAACUGGUGCAAUGGCCUAUCGAAGAAAUUGAAAUGCUUCGUACGAAUCCAGUCCACUUGCCUAGCCAAGACCUUAAGGGAGGAUCUGUGCUUGAAGUCCCUAGUGUCACAGCAGCACAGGCAAAUGUGGAGAUUACAUUUAAGUUAUCAAAUUUUAGAAAAGCGGAAGUGCUAGACCCAAGCUGGACUAACCCGCAAUUGCUUUGUAGCCAAAAGGGUACCUCAGUUAGAGGCAGUUUAGGUCCAUUUGGGUUGCUGGUUUUGGCUUCUAAAGGCAUGCAAGAGUAUACAUCUGUUUUCUUUAGAAUAUUCAAAGGCCAGAACAAACAUGUGGUGCUUAUGUGCAGUGACCAAAGCAGGUCUUCACUAAAUCCAGAUAAUGAUAAGACCACUUAUGGGACAUUUGUGGACGUGGACCCCGUUCAUAAGCAAUUGUCAUUAAGAAGCUUGAUUGAUCGUUCAGUAGUGGAAAGCUUUGGUGGACAAGGAAAGAGCUGCAUUUCAGCAAGAGUCUAUCCCACCUUGGCAAUAAAUAAGGCAGCCCACUUGUAUGCUUUCAAUAAUGGAAGUGAAAGUGUUACUAUCACAAGACUGAGUGCUUGGAGCAUGAAGAAGGCUCAUAUCAACUGAACAACUAAACUAAGAGUUGGGACAUGAGGAUGAGAACUACAGGAGCAUGGACUGAGAUACAUAUAUUUACAACUACACAUCUUGAUUGCUUGUUUUUCACUUUAAUUGUACUUUAUCCGAGAUGAAAUAAAAGAAGCCAGUAGAUUUGUUUUUGAGAUAAAGAAUAAGAAUUAAGAAUUAGAAGGAAUAUAAAAUGUCACUCACA